AUGAAGUUUGCCGAAAAGUUAAAACACCUAAAAGUAAAAUCGUGGGAGGACAAGUAUAUAGAUUAUAAAUUUUUAAAAAAAAUAAUAAAAAGAAAAUGUAAUACGGAAAUAAGUAGUUUAUAUGAAAAGAUUGAUAAAAAUAAUGAACAGAUUCUUGAAGUCUGUAAUUUGGUGAGUCCAGAUGAUAUAUAUGAAAACCCAAAAGAGAAAAAGAAAAAAAAUGAUACAGAAUGUGUGGAUAUAGAUUACACUUAUUUAUUCUUUUAUGUUUUAGAAAAUUAUAUAGCUAUGGUUAAAGAACAUUAUGAACAACAAUUCAAUUAUUUAAAUGAUAAAAUAAAUGAAAUAAGGUAUUUUUUAGAAAGUGAUAAAGUAAAUCUUAAAGACAUGGAAAUGUUAAAAACGAAAUGUUUGAACAUUUAUAAUCUUUUCGAUAUAUUAAAUAAUUAUCUGAAUAUUAAUGUUUUAUCUGUGUAUAAAAUUUUGAAGAAAAAAAAUAAGAAGGAAAAAUUGUCCACCUCCUUGGACCUCUACCAGAAGUAUUGUAACACCUUGCACCAAAUUAGCCGCGAGGAGCACUUCAACGAAAAGAUCAAGUCGACAUAUCUGUCUAUACAGAAGAAGAGGGGGAAUAACUGUGAAAAACUGGAUUUUAUAAACUUCAAAAUAUAUAUAAAAAAUAAGAUAGAAAAUAUUGGACAGUAUAGAGGAAUCCUUUAUAUAUUGUGUGGAAUAUUAAUAACGCUUAUUAUAAACACAAUUAUUUUACUUUAUAUUAAUAUAAACAACAUUAACAUUAAUGUUAUCCUAUCAAUACUGCCCAUAUAUAGAUUACUCUACAUCUUGAACUUUUUCUUUUUGUUCAUAUUCGCGUCCUUCCUUUUCAUGCAGUUAUAUGGAGUCAAUUUUACGUAUAUAUUGGACCUAAACAAAAUAAUUGUUGACGAAUACUAUUACUUGAUAAACUACGUUAUAUUCGUCCUUUUCCUGACGACCUUGUCCUUUUUAGUAUUUUUAUUAGAUGUACUAUUUAAGCUCAACAUAUUUUCAAACAUCAUUUUCCACGUAAUUAUUCUUCUAAUUCUCUUGUUAUGUACUACGAUCUUUCCUUUUAAUUUCUACAAAUAUAAAGAGAAUAAUUUUGUGUUUUCAUCCCUUGUGCGAGUCCUUAUGAGCGGCGUCUUUUUAGUCAAUAACGUAAAUUUGUUGGAUAAUAUUAUUGGUGAUAUACUAACGAGUUUGUCAAAAACCUUUUCCGAUGUUCAGUAUUUUAUUUGUUUUUUCCUGAAUGGGAUGAAUACAAGUGCCCAAGCUAAGUGUCCAAUACUGGAAAGGUAUAUUACCCCUGUUUUCUUAGGGCUUCCCUUUUACUUGAGGUUAUGCCAGUGCUUAAUAAGAUAUAAUAACGAAGGAGAACGGAUUCACAUAUACAAUAUGAUGAAAUAUAUGUCUGGAAUAGCUAUCGUGAUAUGUACAUCCUUCAACUGGGAAUACUUCGGUUUGGAUGUGUACACGAGCAAGAUAAUAUUGAUUUGCGCGUAUGUUGUCGGGUCAACCUACAUGUACAUUUGGGAUUUGUACUGUGACUGGGGUUUAUUAAAGGAGUAUAAUUACCUGUUGAGGAAAAGCAAUAACCUGAUGUACCCGCCGCAUUAUUACUACCUUGCGGGAUUCUUAAAUUUAAUUUUCAGGCUUACGUGGGCGAUUACCAUCAUGCCAGUUACCAUCUUCGAAAAUAAGGAAAUAAAUACCUUCUUGAUAACCUUUUUCUUAAUGUUCAUUGAAGUCUUAAGAAGAUCAAUAUGGAUGUGCUUUCGACUCGAGAAUGAACAUGUUACAAACGCGUCUAGAUAUAGAGCCAUAUUAUGGGUACCAAAGGUAUCGAAGACGAAGAAGUUUUGA
This is a messenger RNA of Plasmodium malariae, 1902 nucleotides long. RefSeq names its product G-protein associated signal transduction protein, putative. The transcript has 13 exons. Gene Ontology annotation, molecular function: inositol hexakisphosphate binding. The record is from RefSeq and is a predicted model, not a curated record. Gene Ontology annotation, biological process: phosphate ion transport; cellular response to phosphate starvation. Gene Ontology annotation, cellular component: plasma membrane; Golgi apparatus; cytoplasm. Lineage: Eukaryota; Apicomplexa; Aconoidasida; Haemosporida; Plasmodiidae. The coding region runs from base 1 to 1902 and encodes 633 amino acids.